Molecule: messenger RNA, 2505 nt
Organism: Artibeus jamaicensis (Jamaican fruit-eating bat)
Lineage: Eukaryota; Metazoa; Chordata; Mammalia; Chiroptera; Phyllostomidae
Gene: SLC4A1AP
Product: solute carrier family 4 member 1 adaptor protein
Exons: 14
Coding region: 1-2223 (740 amino acids)
Molecular function (GO): mRNA binding; protein binding
Source: RefSeq, a predicted model, not a curated record
AUGGCCGAUAGUCCCCCUCAGUCCGAGCCAAUGGCUUCAGAAGAAGUCAAUGACGACUUCAAAAAGCCAGCCCUGCCGGUGCCCCCGGCGGAGCGAGGCCAGGUCCUGGCCAGCAAUCCUUCAAACCUGGAGGAGAUGAAGGAGGGGCCCAUGGAGCUGCAGGACCCAGAUUCCGGGGAGCCUGACGCCCCUCCGCCUCAGCCGGAAGGCGCGGAGACUAGGAGUCCGCGGGAGGGGCCGCCGCGGCAGCCACCGACGGCUGCUCCUGCUCCCGGUGGCCCCGCCCGGGCCCCGCCUUAUCGAGAGCCUCCGUGGGCCGGCCCCGCCACGGCCCCCUACAGCCUAGAGACCCUGAAGGGCGGCACCAUCCUUGGUACCCGUAGCUUGAAAGGGACCAGUUACUGCCUUUUCGGGAGGCUGUCUAGCUGCGACGUGUGCCUGGAACACCCCUCGGUGUCUCGGUACCACGCCGUGCUGCAGCACGGGGCAUCCGGUCCCGGUGGAGAAAGCGACGGCCACGGGCCGGGCUUCUACCUGUAUGACCUGGGAAGCACCCACGGCACCUUUCUCAACAAAACCCGCAUCCCACCCCGCACCUAUUGUCGGGUCCACGUUGGGCACGUCCUCCGCUUCGGCGGCAGCACCAGGCUCUUUCUUCUUCAGGGACCAGAGGAAGACCAAGAGGCAGAAUCCGAGUUGACAGUAACGCAAUUGAAGGAAUUGCGCAAGAAGCAACAAAUGAUGUUGGAGAAGAAGAUGCUGGGAGAAGACUCGGAUGAAGAUGAGGAAAUGGAUACUACUGAAACGAAGAGAAAUACCGGUGGUCAGGAGGAUGAAAUGGGCUGCACCUGGGGAAUGGGAGAAGAUGCUGUAGAGGAUGAAGCUGAAGAGAACCCCAUUGUUUUAGAAUUUCAGCAGGAAAGGGAGGCCUUUUACAUAAAGGAUCCGAAAAAAGCUCUCCAAGGCUUUUUUGAACGAGAAGGAGAAGAAUUGGAAUAUGAAUUUGAUGAGCAGGGGCAUAGCACUUGGCUCUGCAGGGUGAGGUUACCUGUGGAUGAUUCAACUGGAAAACAGCUGGUGGCAGAGGCCAUCCACUCGGGAAAGAAAAAGGAGGCGAUGAUCCAGUGCUCCCUGGAAGCUUGUCGGAUCCUCGACACCCUGGGGCUGCUGCGGCAGGAGGCCGUAUCUCGGAAAAGGAAAGCCAAGAACUGGGAAGAUGAAGACUUUUAUGAUAGUGAUGAUGACACAUUUCUUGAUCGGACUGGCCUGGUUGAGAAGAAGCGUCUGAACCGAAUGAAGAAGGCUGGGAAGAUCGAUGAGAAGCCAGAGACAUUUGAAUCAUUGGUUGCAAAGUUAAAUGAUGCUGAAAGGGAACUCUCUGAAAUUUCUGAGCGACUGAAAGCCACAAGCAAAGCUCUGUCGGAGUCCCCAGCUCAGGACUCUUUAGAUGCGUUCAUGUCGGAAAUGAGAUCGGGGAGUGCGUUAGAUGGUGUGUCCCGGAAGAAACUUCACCUGAGAACGUUUGAACUGCGGAAAGAGCAACAGAGACUUAAAGGGUUGAUAAAGAUCGUAAAGCCAGCAGAGAUUCCAGAACUAAAAAAGACUGAGAGUCACACUAUAGAUGCUGGAAACAAAGCUAAAAAGCUUGCACUGCCUCUCUUUGGUGCCAUGAAAGGAGGAAGCAAAUUCAAAUUAAAAACUGGAACAGUUGGGAAGUUACCCCCCAAGCGUCCUGAACUCCCUCCAGCUCUAAUGAGAAUGAAGGAUGAGCCUGAAGUAGAAGAGGAGGAGGAAGAGGAAGAGGAAGAGGAGCAUGAAAAGGAAGAUGAGGAAGAGAAAAAACCAGAGUCUGGAAGCUGGGGGCCACAGCAGGAGAGAGGGCCAGAAGCUGUGCAGGGAGUGAGUCUGCCCGCAGAUCUGACCUGUUCCGAAGAAACAAAACAUCAUGAAAACAUGUCUCAACUCAGCCAGGCGGGACAGAAUAAAGAUUAUCCAGAGAUCAGUGAGGCGGCUGCAUCGCACGAGGAGCCCUCAGCAUCAGAGAAUGAAUACGAGAAAAGCAGAGACGAGUUGAAGAAAAGGAAAGCUCCUGGUCCAGGCAAACCUCCCCCAGCACUUUCCUCCAAGUACCCAGAAGAUGACCCAGACUACUGUGUGUGGGUCCCGCCUGAAGGUCAAAGUGGAGAUGGCAGGACCUACCUUAAUGACAAGUAUGGCUAUUGAUGGCCGCAGAACCCUAAAGGAGGACUGUGGAGACCACGUGACGUGGGGUGUUUUUAGGAUAACAUAUCAAGCUGAAUGUCCAGAGAAGGAGCUCGGAUGACCAUUUGUAAAGUCUGGUGACUGGCCUUUUCUUCUAUACUGUUGGCUUUCUAAAUUUAUCUGCCCGUCUGAUUCUCUUGAAUUUGGGGUUUGUGUUUCAAAGUGUUUGUGUAUGUGUGUAAAAAGGAACCGUAUAUUUUGAGAAUUAGUAAAGUAAGAGACAUGACUGUGAAAAGGAAAAGG